Messenger RNA from Corythoichthys intestinalis (scribbled pipefish), 3034 nucleotides. RefSeq lists its product as uncharacterized. The record is from RefSeq and is a predicted model, not a curated record. The transcript is spliced from 4 exons. Bases 548 to 2716 code for a protein of 722 amino acids. Gene Ontology annotation, molecular function: ubiquitin-protein transferase activity. Lineage: Eukaryota; Metazoa; Chordata; Actinopteri; Syngnathiformes; Syngnathidae.
CAGGUCAGUUUGAGUUUUGGAAGUCGAAGGACGGAUGGAGGAAGACUUGGAACGUUUCUUGCGGUCAAGAGAUAUCCCUCACGUGGAUAUUACGCGCAUGAAAAGAGACAAGGUGCGUAUUCAUACUGUCAACGUUAUCGAUGUCAAAACAGCAGCAUGGACGUGGACACCUGAUAUGUUGCCGCUACCGUUGUGUAUGUAAUGUAAAUCAGGUUAUAGCAUGCAUCGUUAAGUAUCAAGAAAAGUACUCUAUAAGUCUUUUUACGGAGCUCCUAAGGGUACAUUAUGGAAUACUAAUACGACGUGGUACAAACCGUGGGACCGUCGUUUUUUCUAGCAGUAGACUACUAUUGGCUUUAAAAAAAUAAUCAUUAACACUUCAUACAAAAAUACUUAUGUCACAAAUAUGUUCUGACACUUUCGAAUAUGUGUAAUAUCGUAAUUAAAGCUGCUGUAAUUUUGUGCCACUACUCUGUGAAUGUAUCUACAGUAGUUAUCAUUGCGGUAAAUAUCAUGUAUUUACUCAAUUUUCUGUUUGCAGGUUGAUAUGGCAGUAAUUUCCAUCAUGAGUGAUGAGCAAAUUGGCAAAUAUAUCACCUCAUAUGGUGAUCGAGUAGCUACCCUUUCCUUCUGCCAACAAAAAAUGUCCAGCAACAAUAAAGAAACUCUUUUACAAAGGUUAAGAGACAAAAUAAGCUCGAAAAAAAAAGGAGUACCGGGUGGAUCCUCCACUGUGCCCCAAAAUGGAGGUCAGGGAACGGCAACCGCACGGCAAAAACAAGUCUCAGCAGAAAAGACUUGCAGAAAGAUUGAAACUGGAUGGCUCCAUUUUGAUAAUAAUGAAUACUAUCAAGUGAAGACGAAAGAUGGCGGAGGAACAAGACAUGCUACCAUAGAAAAAACCACAACUGCUGCUCAGAUUUUGGAAUUGGGAAAGGAGUUGUUUUUCCCAGAUGGAAUUUCAUCCAAAGGAGAAGUUGGUGACUUUACGUUUGAGGUCUGUGAUUUUAAAAGAAAGGAGAUUUCACUUGAUGAAACAGUUGGUAGGUUGUAUGAAAAGACCAAACUGAGGCUGCUUAGAUUUUACAUCUGCACAAAAGAACUGGUCUCAACAUCUCAAGUGGAUUGUGACGAUCCAUUACCUGUUAGCAUGUCUGAGGGAGCACUUUCACAGUGGAUGGGAGAAGAAGAUCAUGCUUAUACGUGUGUACGGAAUCAUGAAAACUCAUCUGACAGUGACCGACAUGAGGAGAAUCUGCAUCUGAAACCAAGAUUUAAAAAACCAAGAGGAAUUUCGGAGACUGGGAGGGCAAAUUGGGAAGAAAUAUCCCAACCCUCUUCUUCAACCCACACAGCCAAUAGAGAAACAGACAUCGGCCAGGGGCAUGACACCAACACAAAUGACACAGUUUGGGUGAAUCUCCCAAAUUCUAAUGAUUUUCCCGACCCGAGCUUUGAAAUUAUUGACCUGACCAGAGUAAUUAAUGAUGACUUGACACAAACUGAGACAGAAAUCAUCUUCCAUGAUACUUUUGAUGAGGCGGAUACAGUAGUAUGGGAUCCAGAUGACAAACUUGGCGGAUUCGAUGGAGGUGAUGAUGAGUCUGUUUUAACCUUUCGGAAUGCUGAAAAGAAUGGUGAGACCGUACAGGCAUUACAACUGCCAUUGCCUUCAGCUAAUGACUUCCCUUCGCAAGUUGCCCAGUCCAUACAUUGUGAGGCAAUGCAAGUGGCACAGGAGAGCGGGCCGAAUCUUUCACUGCAAGACUUGCCCUCAGAUUUAGACAGCUAUCUGUCUUCGUCAUCCUCACCUGACAAUGAAGGAAAUCCAAAGCGCACACGACAUGCAUCCAUUUGUAGGAUUAAGGUUGUUGAUGAUCUCUUGUCUGUGUUUAUGGACAGUGGCAUAAUGAAGUUCAAUCUAACAUUUAAUUUAGUCAAUGAAAGUGGUGUUGAUGAUGCCGGAGUGUCAAGGGAGGUUUACACUGCAUUUUGGGAACAGUUUCUUGAACACUGUGAAGGGGAAACAGAGCGAGUUCCAAGGUUGAGGCCAGAUUUCUGUGAGGCUGAAUGGCAAGCAGUCGGGCGGAUCUGGGUCAAAGGAUUGUUAGAUCAUGGUGUCAUUCCAGUGAGGCUGUCAAAGGCUUUCAUCUUAGCUUGCAUCCAUGGCAUUGACUCAGUUGAUGUAGAUGUUCAAAUGUCAUCAUUUCUUAACUACCUUCCACCCACAGAGAGAUCAGCUGUUGAGAAGUGCCUUCAGGGCACAAUGGAGGAAAGUGAUGAUGAGGACUUGCUUGACCUUUUUACAAGGAUGGGUUCCCACAUCCUUCCUCCAAAAAACAGCUUGCAGCCUGCCAUUGAGACAAUGGCUCAUAAAGCUCUUCUACAAGAGCCCAAAUAUAUAGUUGAUUGCUUCUCCUCACCAAUGGUUCUUGUCUAUCAGAAACUACCUGAUAAGGGAAGUGUGUUGUCCCUGUACGACUCAAAGAAAGCCACAGGCAAAAGAUUGUUGCAACUUUUUCAAACAACAAAGGUAGUGCUGUCUCAGGUGGAGCCGUUAACCUUAAGCUAUCUCCAGCGUUACGUGAAAAAUGCUGAUCAAACCAAAGCUGAAAAAAUACUGCGUUUCUGGACUGGUUCCUCUGUCAUUUGCGUAGACAAAAUUAUGGUAUGCUUUAAUGGUGAAACUGGCCUUAACAGACAGUGGCGGAGCUAGACUUUUAUUCUUGGGGUGGCCAGGGGGUGGCCGAGGCUAUUUAAGGGGGUCCAAAGACUAUAACAAUACAUUUUUUUCUUGACUUAUCAAUUGCAAUCAGAGUGUCAAAUGUUGAAAUGUACAUACUAACCACACAGGUGAUGAGAUUUAUGUAUAUAAUUAGUUUAUUAACUUGAUAAUAACUAUAUUUUUAAAAAAUGGUGAAAAUUCACCAACACAUUCACAGUUACUCAUACGACCCCCCCACCCCCACCCCCCUUCUCUCUUAUCAACAUCUUAACGAUGUAAAAAAUGUUAAAACACAACUUGGUAACAACU